UAAAAAUCUUUCCAUAAUAAGGCCAUAGGAUAAAGGAAGAGUGCACAUAUUCAAGCUACCAAUAAGGCACUCUAUCUAAGUCUCAAAAACACUGGAGUUGAUUAUGUCUUCAAAGGUUAGUAGUUUGUUGAUAUGUUUGUUCAUUCUUCAUCUGUGGGGUGCUGCUAGUGUAACUGGGCGCAAGAUACGGAUCUAUGAGAUCAAGAAAGGAGAUUUCUCUGUUAAAGUCACUAAUUAUGGUGCUAGAAUCGUCUCUGUUCUUGUUCCUGAUAAGAAUGGAAAAAUAGGUGAUGUUGUUCUUGGAUAUGACACCAUCAAGGAAUACAAGAAUGAUACAAAUUAUUUUGGAGCAAUAGUUGGAAGAGUUGCUAACCGAAUUGGUGGUGCUCAAUUUACUUUGAAUGGAACCCUUUAUAAGCUCAUCGCCAAUAAUGGCAAUAACACAUUGCAUGGCGGCCCUAAAGGAUUUAGCAAUGUUGUUUGGAAGGUGAGCAAACACGAGCGACAUGGUUCACAUCCUCAUAUAACUUUAACCUACAGUAGUGCUGAUGGUGAAGAAGGAUUUCCUGGUGAUCUUCGUGUUUCAGUUACUUAUGCAUUGAAAGAUCGUUACAAGCUUAGUGUGGUAAUGAAGGCAAAAGCUCGGAACAAGGCCACCCCUGUUAACUUGGCUCAACACACUUAUUGGAACAUUGGUGGACACAACAGUGGCGAUAUCUUGUCCAACGUUAUUCAAAUCUUUGCAUCACACAUCACACCAGUAGACGGACAUCUCAUUCCUACAGGCGAAAUCACCCCUGUCAAGAACACACCAUACGACUUCCUGAAACCUCGUAAAGUGGGGAGCCAGAUGAUCAACAAACACCAAAAUGGAUAUGACAUCAACUAUGUACUUGACAGCAGUAAGAAAAUGAAGCCCGUGGCAAUAGUAUAUGAUAAGAAGUCAGGAAGAGUGAUGCUUGUACAAGCAUCUGCACCUGGUGUUCAAUUCUACACUGCAAAUUUUGUCAUUAAUAAAAAGGGGAAAGGUGGAUAUGUAUAUCAGCCUCAUGCAGCUUUGUGUUUGGAGACUCAAGGAUUCCCGGACGCUGUCAAUCAUCCAAAUUUCCCAUCGACAAUUGUGACUCCGAGAAAGACGUACGUUCACAAGAUGCUGUAUACGUUCGUGAAAUACUAGAACGCUUAUAACAUUAAUCUUUUCCACCAUUACUGAUGUCUUUUGCAUCUUCUGCAUAAAUUGAUAUUUCUGCCAGGGUUAUAUGUUCUUUGAGAAAAAUAAAACACUUAUUGGUCCCUAAUUUAAAUUAGUCGCUGAAAAAUAGUUCGACGCCAGGAUGAUAAAAAGCUUAACACCUCUCACUCUUAUUACUUUUCAAUAUGAAAACGAAAAAAAAAAUGAACAAUCAAAAGGUCGUUUUACUCAAAACCCCAAUUGUGACAUCCCUUCUCUCCCACUUCACACCUCGGAACGCACCCUUCUUAAACGUACUUUCACAUCUUCUUAACCCGAAAUGGCUAGGGAGAGGAAAGGUUCCUUUUUCUGAGGGUACUCCCGGGAACCGAC
Molecule: messenger RNA, 1564 nt
Organism: Nicotiana attenuata
Lineage: Eukaryota; Viridiplantae; Streptophyta; Magnoliopsida; Solanales; Solanaceae
Product: aldose 1-epimerase-like
Exons: 5
Coding region: 104-1177 (357 amino acids)
Biological process (GO): beta-D-galactose catabolic process via UDP-galactose, Leloir pathway; glucose metabolic process
Molecular function (GO): aldose 1-epimerase activity; carbohydrate binding
Source: RefSeq, a predicted model, not a curated record